AUGCCUGAAGCCGCGAAACCAAAAAUCAAGAAGAAGAACAAGGGGGCCGCUAAGCCCAAGGAGGUAGAUGAGCGUUCAGAAGGCAACCCGGACAAGGAAGCAAUUGACCCCUCGGAGGCCAUGCAACAAACUGGUAAUAUGAACACGGAUACUGUCGGAGACUCAAGUAACGAAGGUGUGGGGGAUCGGAUAGAAUCAACUGCGGAUUCAAUACACGAGGCUACCGGGAAUGGGGAAACAGACGUCUCUCAAGAAAAGGCCGAGCAUGUGGACAAUGGAAAUGGGUCAUCUGGUUCGGACAUCCUUCAGUCGAACGAACGACUUAAUGCACUUGUUAGAGAUCGAGAUACUUUGCGCGCAGAGGUGACGGAUAUGCGAAAGUCGUUGGAGGAGAUACAAUCCAAACAUCGGGCGGAGAUGGCGGCCCUGCAGGAGAAGCUGGACGAUGCCGAAAGCAAGAAGGAGCAUGCGGAAUCGCAAUUUCAGAAACUUCUGGAAAGAGUGAAUACAAUCAAGUCACAGCUUGGCGAGAGGCUCCGGGAAGAUGCCGAGGAAAUUGCCCAAGCGAGAUCAAGGAUCGAGGAGCUAGAAGAGCAGAGCUCAAGCUUACAGGAAAAGUUACAAUCUAAAAGUACCGAGGUUGAGCAACUAUCGGAAGCGAAUGGUGAGAUGUCAAGGGAGCUAUCGACCUUGCGAGACCGUACAAAUCUGUCACAGCAAAACUGGCUCAAGGAAAAAGAAGAAAUGCUUGAACAAGAGAACUACCUGCAGUCGGAGUUUGAGCAGGCUAAGGAAGCUAUGCAUAACUGGGAAGUGCUGGCAAUGGAGGAGCGGUCUAUCAGAGAAAACUUAGGGGAGAAGAUUGUAGAUCUUGAGGAACAGCUUGUCACCGUCAAAGACGCCUACGAAAAAACCGCUGCUGAACGUGAUUCCCAAUUGGCCAUCGUGGAUGGACUUCAGCGUGCGCUACAAGAAAUCCAAAACGCACGUAAACAGGAACUUCGGGAGCUAGUAGAAAGCUCCGAUGCUCAAUUGGAGAAACUAAAGCAGGCUCUUCAUGACGCAGAAAAGAAAGCCUUUGAGGCCGACAAGGCUCUCCAUGAUGCCCAAACCGAGCUCGAGCGAGUACGGCCUUUUGAGAAAGAAGUCAAAGAAAAGAAUCUCUUGAUUGGCAAGCUCCGCCAUGAAGCCGUAACGCUAAAUGACCACCUGACAAAGGCCCUGCGGUUCCUCAAGAAAGGCAAGCCAGAGGACAAUGUUGAUCGACAUAUCGUGACGAACCACCUGUUGCAUUUCCUUGCUCUCGACCGAUCAGACCCCAAAAAGUUCCAGAUCCUGCAGCUUAUUGCAGCGCUUCUAGGCUGGACUGAUGAGCAACGGGAGCAGGCAGGUCUGGCGCGUCCUGGGGCAUCCAGCAUCUCUGGCAAGCUGAGGGUUCCAAGCACUCCCAUCCAUCGUACCCCUAGCAGCCAGACUUUGGCUACGGAAUUCUUGGAUAACGGCAACACCAACAAAGAGACGCUGGCAGAAUUGUGGUCCAACUUCUUGGAGCAGGAGUCGCAGAGCGCCGAGAGUUUACCGCCGAAGCCCUGA
Aspergillus ibericus CBS 121593 is the source of this 1593-nucleotide messenger RNA. RefSeq names its product putative Golgi matrix protein. Bases 1 to 1593 code for a protein of 530 amino acids. NCBI's taxonomy places the organism in Eukaryota, Fungi, Ascomycota, Eurotiomycetes, Eurotiales, Aspergillaceae. Gene Ontology annotation, molecular function: small GTPase binding. Gene Ontology annotation, biological process: endoplasmic reticulum to Golgi vesicle-mediated transport; Golgi organization. The record is from RefSeq and is a predicted model, not a curated record. The transcript is spliced from 7 exons. Gene Ontology annotation, cellular component: Golgi apparatus.